GAGCUAAUUUUUUUUUUUUUUUUUUUUUUUUUAGUAAUAAUGAGAAUAAGGAAACGUUUUCCUCCUCCUCCAGAUCCCCAACUCAGUAAUUCAGUUGUGGUGCAACUAAACACCAACAACGAAUCUCUACCGUCUGAUCUUCCAAAUCUAAGCCUUUCACAGCCGUCUGAUCAACCGGCGACCGUCACCGGAAGCAAACCAACCAACAACAGGUGGGUUGUCUUUGGUGGUAACAACAACAAUAAUCCAGCAAAACUGGAACAAAAGGAUGUGGAAAGUGAAGGUGAAGGUGAAGAUGGGAAAUUAUGGAGAGAGAAUGGUAGUAGUAUUGAUAAUGAUAACAAGAAAAAAUUAAGCUUUUUGAGUACACCACAGCUAGGUUCUUUGCUUCCUCAUCCAUCAUCUUCUUCUGAUCAAGAUGGUAGAUGGUGUGAAGAAGUUCAUAAGGUAAUUCCAUUGAAAAAGAGAUCAAGAGACAGCUACCACCACAACAACAACACAAGCAAUAUUAACACGAUGAAAUCAAAGACAAACAAGAAAUGCCCGCAAGAAAAUGUUAACGGGGAGGAGCAAGAACACGAAGAACAUUAUCGAGGAAUUAUUAAUAUUAAUAGUGAUCAUAAAGUUGAUCAUCAUGUAAACAAGAAGAACAAAAGAGGAAGUGUUAUCCUAGAGGGAUCAAGGUGUAGUCGUGUUAAUGGAAGAGGAUGGAGAUGUUGUCAACAAACCCUUGUGGGAUAUUCAUUGUGUGAGCAUCAUUUGGGUAAAGGAAGACUUAGAAGCAUAAACAGCACAGUUCGAAACUCGAUGAAUAAUAAGAAGAAGAAAGGAGAAGGAAAAAAAGAGAAAUCUUUGCCAAAUGAUAAUGAAUAUUAUGGUGUUGUUGAUGAUGAAGAAAACAACAAGAAAAAGUCGCUAACGACGAAGAAGAAGAUGAAGAAGCUUGGAAUGGUGAAAGCUAGAUCUUUGAGUAGUCUACUCGGUCAAACGGACAAUGCAGUUGCAAUGAUGGUAGUUGAUAAUGAUGAUAAAAACGAGUAGCAAAUAUGAAGAUGUUAAUCAGGUAUUAUUUCAUGUACUUAGAUGUUGAAGCUAGCUAGCUCUCGUGUCAGAUUCUCUAAAAUAUUAUGCAAUUAUGUUAAGUGUUCAAUAUGAGUGCAUGUAAAGGUAUAUUAUUAUUGAAGAAUUCGAGUAACAUAGCUAGUUAUUAAUUUUUUGUAUGUUUUUUCUUCAAGAAGUACCCAAGGAAGUUUGCUCAUAUAUCUCUUUAAUUGCAUGAAUUUUUUGUCC
Molecule: messenger RNA, 1290 nt
Organism: Solanum dulcamara
Lineage: Eukaryota; Viridiplantae; Streptophyta; Magnoliopsida; Solanales; Solanaceae
Exons: 4
Coding region: 40-1041 (333 amino acids)
Source: RefSeq, a predicted model, not a curated record